GUAUAUAAAUCUUUUGAAAUAAGACGGUUGACUACUAUAUUAUAAUUAGUUUUAUCAACAAGCAUUACCUUUACUAGACAGAUGACUCUGGUUAUAGAUUGGUCACACUGAAAUAAAACAAUACUGCACAAAGUAUCUAGGCCAUGUAUCUAGUCCAAAUAAUUGUACGUUGACAGAUUUUUUUUAGAUUUUUGAUGGCAAAUCCUUCACGUACAAAUUGUUUAGUAUCAAAAGUGGGUAGUUGUUCCGAUCAGGAUUCCUGGUUAAAGCAUAUAGCGUCUAUAAAACAUCAUAAAAACAAAAAAUAUUACCAGAUAAUGUUAUUUUAUAUUGGUUCCGUACACAAAAAAAUAAAUAUCCAACUUUUAAUUAUGAGUUUGACGGCUUUUCUUCCUUUCAUUCUGUCAAAACAUAACGAUAUAUACAUGACGGUCACCUGCAAUGCUUCAAUGCACAGUUUUAAAUCGCUCGGAACAUUUCGGCCAUGGCCGAGUUGGUACGAUUGUAUAACGAGGUCUAUCUCGAAGCUUUGUCGGAGGAGGCCGAGUUAUUACGAUUGUAUCGAGUUGUUUCCCUUCGCAUAAUUGUUGUCAGUGUCAGUCAACUUUCGUUUUAUUGGAAAGGUUAUGGAACCUCUUCUAUUUACUGCGACAAAGAGUUACUGGCUAAAGGAUAUCCUUUUGAAUGCGAGAGAAAACAGCAGGAUCACACCAUUCUCAUCAAAACUCACAAGCCUGAUGAGCUGUCUUUUAGGAAACUGGGACGGAACAGUUCGCUUCCAUUUGCUAAGAGACUAGUUGAAAGAAUGCCAGAGUAUCAUCGCGCCGUGUUACUUAUCAGAAAUCCAUACGAAUUUCUUGUUGCAAAUAUCCAUUCUCAACAUAUUGAUGAAGUACCCGAAAAGGCAUUUGCGGGGGAAAAAUGGCGAAGCAGUCAGCCUAAACUGUUUCAAUAUUGGCAGGACAUCAAUCAUUAUUGGCUUCAUGAGUUCAAUGGUCCAGUGCUUCCCGUUCUGUAUUCACGCCUACGACAUGAUGUGGCUGGAGAACUCGAACGGAUUCUAGAUUUCAUGCAUGUCAAUGUAACCGAGCUAGAUAUUAAAUGUGCGAAAGCAAACGGGGAAGGCAAUUUCCACAGAAAACCUAGAAAGUGGACAAACAUUAACAGCAUUGUUGAUCUUUUCCCUGAAGAUUUCCAAAGAAAAAUAAAUGCUAGUGUAACAGAAUAUUCAAAACAUUUAAAGUCAUGUUACAAUGUGGACUGGGUAUCAGAAUAUGACAAUUUGUAUACAAAAAAUACAAGAAGAGUAAAUUAAUAUACACGGCGGUAGUUCAUUUUUGAAAGAAACUCUUCAUAUAAGCCUGAAAAUGUAAUGAGUAUUUUUUCUAGAUGGGUUUCCUUGCUUAUUGUUCUGUUUUUAAGUUAUAGUCAACUAAAACGAUAUUUUUAUGUAUUUGAGGAGGCACGAUGUCGCUAAAAUGCCCUAUGGAUCUUGGGGAAUGAUUGUUGGACCGAGUGUCUAAAAUGACAUUUUAACGACCGUUCCAAGGCGGUACCUAACAAUUCUUGAUAAACCCAUCUAGUUUUUAUAUAGUGUAUAUGCAGUGUGCUGUUUGUGGAGUAUUGUGCUGUUGUUCCAUGUUUCUUGUUCGUGAUUUUUUGUUUAAGUGUUUUGUAUUUUUGGCGUUUACCCUGUUCCAUUAAACGGGGUUUAUGUUUAAACGUUUGGGUACUAGGCUUGUUUCUGUAGUUUUUCAUAUAAAUAUUGAGCACACAACCUUGAAUUGGAGGCGGA
Mya arenaria is the source of this 1795-nucleotide messenger RNA. Its product is annotated as WSC domain-containing protein 1-like. NCBI's taxonomy places the organism in Eukaryota, Metazoa, Mollusca, Bivalvia, Myida, Myidae. The record is from RefSeq and is a predicted model, not a curated record. Gene Ontology annotation, molecular function: sulfotransferase activity. The transcript is spliced from 3 exons. Bases 485 to 1315 code for a protein of 276 amino acids.